Messenger RNA from Felis catus (domestic cat), 2472 nucleotides. RefSeq names its product calcium/calmodulin dependent protein kinase II alpha (gene CAMK2A). The coding region runs from base 164 to 1633 and encodes 489 amino acids. Gene Ontology annotation, molecular function: ATP binding; calcium/calmodulin-dependent protein kinase activity; calmodulin binding. The transcript is spliced from 19 exons. Gene Ontology annotation, biological process: protein phosphorylation. Lineage: Eukaryota; Metazoa; Chordata; Mammalia; Carnivora; Felidae. Gene Ontology annotation, cellular component: cytoplasm; neuron projection. The record is from RefSeq and is a predicted model, not a curated record.
CACAGUGCCCUGCUCAGAAGCCCCGGGCUCGUCAGUCAAGCUGGUUCUUGGUUCGCGCUCGGCAGCGCAGGCAGGCGAGUGGUCCUCAGUUCCGGGUGCAGAGCAGCAGCGCCCCAGUCCUGGUCCUCCAGCCCCAAGCCUCGCCUGCCCGCCCAGCGCCAGGAUGGCCACCAUCACCUGCACCCGCUUCACGGAAGAGUAUCAGCUCUUCGAGGAACUGGGAAAGGGAGCCUUCUCGGUGGUGCGCAGGUGUGUGAAGGUGCUGGCUGGCCAGGAGUAUGCUGCUAAGAUCAUCAACACCAAGAAGCUGUCGGCCAGAGACCAUCAGAAGCUGGAGCGUGAAGCCCGCAUCUGCCGCCUGUUGAAGCACCCCAACAUCGUCCGGCUCCACGACAGCAUCUCUGAGGAGGGACACCAUUACCUGAUCUUCGACCUGGUUACUGGUGGGGAGCUGUUUGAGGACAUCGUGGCCCGGGAGUAUUACAGUGAGGCUGAUGCCAGUCACUGUAUCCAGCAGAUCCUGGAGGCCGUGCUGCACUGCCACCAGAUGGGUGUGGUGCACCGGGACCUGAAGCCGGAGAAUCUGCUGUUGGCUUCCAAGCUCAAGGGCGCCGCGGUGAAGCUGGCGGACUUUGGCCUGGCCAUAGAGGUGGAAGGGGAGCAGCAGGCAUGGUUCGGGUUCGCAGGGACGCCUGGAUACCUCUCCCCGGAAGUGCUGCGGAAGGACCCAUAUGGGAAGCCUGUGGACCUGUGGGCCUGUGGGGUCAUUCUGUACAUCCUGCUGGUUGGGUAUCCGCCAUUCUGGGAUGAGGACCAGCACCGCCUGUAUCAGCAAAUCAAAGCCGGCGCCUAUGAUUUCCCGUCACCAGAAUGGGACACUGUCACCCCGGAAGCCAAGGAUCUGAUCAAUAAGAUGCUGACCAUCAACCCAUCCAAACGCAUCACGGCUGCCGAGGCCCUCAAGCACCCUUGGAUCUCGCAUCGGUCCACUGUGGCCUCCUGCAUGCACAGACAGGAGACCGUGGACUGCCUGAAGAAGUUCAACGCCAGGAGAAAACUGAAGGGAGCCAUCCUUACCACAAUGCUGGCUACCAGGAACUUCUCUGGAGGGAAGAGCGGAGGAAACAAGAAGAAUGAUGGUGUGAAGAAAAGAAAGUCCAGUUCCAGCGUUCAGUUAAUGGAAUCUUCAGAGAGUACCAAUACCACCAUUGAGGAUGAAGACACCAAAGUGCGGAAACAGGAGAUUAUAAAAGUGACAGAGCAGCUGAUCGAAGCCAUAAGCAAUGGAGAUUUUGAGUCCUACACGAAGAUGUGUGACCCUGGGAUGACAGCCUUCGAACCCGAGGCCCUGGGGAACCUGGUCGAGGGCCUGGACUUCCAUCGAUUCUAUUUUGAAAACUUGUGGUCUCGGAACAGCAAGCCCGUGCACACCACCAUCCUGAACCCCCACAUCCAUCUGAUGGGUGACGAGUCGGCCUGCAUCGCCUACAUCCGCAUCACGCAGUACCUGGAUGCGGGUGGCAUCCCCCGCACGGCCCAGUCGGAGGAGACCCGUGUCUGGCACCGCCGGGAUGGCAAAUGGCAGAUCGUCCACUUCCACAGAUCUGGGGCGCCCUCCGUCCUGCCCCAUUGAAGGACCGGGCCGGAGGCCCUGUACCGCAGAGAUGUUCUCUUCGUUCACGGAAUGUGGCUGCUGGUUCUCCCACUUGGAUUUGGCUGGAGUUCCCCCAAUCGCGUCACCCCAUCCCACCACCAUCACCAUCACCACCACCGCCACACCUGCAUCAAGAAAACCUGUCUGUCCACAAAAGUUAUCACGACUUCAGAGCAAAUAGCCACAUCUCCCUGCCACCACCUGUCACUCUCCUGCCAGGGCGAGGCUUCCUCGGGCCUGGGUGCCCUGGGUGCCCUGGGUGCUGGCUCCGAGGACCCCACCCCCCCCCCCCCACUCCUGGCUGUCGCUAGCCUGCUCUUGCCUUGGCUAUAGGCCAGAAUGCCCAGCUGUGUGUCCCCCAGGGGCUGAGGAAAAAGAGGGGCAGAAUCAGGAGGAAUGUGGAUCUGCCCCCACCUUCCGCUGUCUCUCUCCUUCCAGGGUCCCCCUCAACCCCUGAGCCAGCCUCCCCUGUGGGAGAGGGUGAGAGAGGAGCAGACACCAGGAGUCCCCACCUGACACUGCCUCCCUAGCUCUUCUCCCAUCCUGUCCCCUCCUCCUGUCCCUGCGGACCCUUCCCCUCAGCGUGUGGAGCACAACCGUCUCAGGGUGCCCUCACUCUUCUCCUCCGGCUGAUGUUCACCUCCAACAGUAACUCCCAUUCCACCCCUUCCAUCAGCCCUGGAGAAUUCCAGCUCCGUCACAUCUGAGGGAGAGAAUCUGAUUGCUUUUUGGGGGCAAAGAAGGCAACAUUUAGGUAUCACUUCUACUUGGACCGCAUGCCUUUUUAUAGCCAAACUUCUGUGUGUUUCCUAAAUGGA